Messenger RNA from Vicia faba (fava bean), 1257 nucleotides. Lineage: Eukaryota; Viridiplantae; Streptophyta; Magnoliopsida; Fabales; Fabaceae. The record is from the annotation of a GenBank genome assembly.
AUGAUGUUUGAACGGAAGCAGUUCAAGACUAGGUUAUGCGCUCUCUACCAGAAAGGUCGCUGUAAUCGCCUCAACUGUUCCUUUGCUCACGGGAAUGCCGAACUUCGACGUUUCUCUUCCUCCUCUUAUAAUGGAAGGAAAGACUAUUUAGGUAAUGACUUGAGGGAUAAACUUGAUAGAAGGCAAUUGUCACCUCCAAGAUAUUCACCAUCUCGUGAUGCAAGAGGUCGACAGACUAUUCGCGAAUACAGUCCACCGAGGUCUCCAGAGAAAAGAAGUGACAAAAGACAUAAGAGAAAACAGGUCAUCAGUGGCCAAAGUGAUAUAUCUGGAAGUUUAAAGGUCUCGGAUAGAAUUAAUGAUCAAGUUAAAGAUGGAAAAAUGCUUUCCUCUGGUUCUAGAAAUACUGUUGAAGAUCAGAAAUGUUUGCAGCUGAAGAAAGUACAUUAUGAUAUCAAAACUCUUGAGAACCGAAAAUUCCAAUUAUCGGUCUACCUAGAUGAGAGUGUUCAAGAAGUGGAUGGCCUUAAUUCUAGAAUUCAGGAGCUUGAGGCUCAGUUAAACAAGGAGAACGAGGGGUAUAAAAGAAUUACUUCCAGAAUAAGGAAGUUUGUUCGAAUGCAUAAUCAUAAUUUGGAGCUGCAAGAUGAACUGAAGAGAUCACAGGUUCGAUUCCAAAGAUUUGGAGAUCACCUUUUGACAGACAUUUCUAGAAUUGGUGCUAGUGAGGAAGAUUUAAAUGUUGAUAUUGUAAGCAAUGGUGAGAAUACUGGUCUUCCUCCAACCACUAAACUUACUUUGGAGCAGAAUGGCAGCUCUCCCGGCAGAAAAUGGCUGCAAGCAAAACCAGAUUCUGUGGAAGAGUUAAAACAAGAUAAGUCAAAAGUCGGGCAUUUGGUUGAAACAGAAAGAAGUGGGAAGCGUUCUCGAUGGAGUUUGUCUGCUAAAACGAAUGACAAGGAUUGUGAAGAGACACUAGGCAAUGGAAUUGAAGUUACUAGGCAUCUAGAUCUUGAAGGAAAAUACAAGAAAGGAAUAUGGAAUUCUUCAAACAACAUUCAUUCAGAAAAGCCAAAGGAAUCCAGGGUUGAAGUGCCGUCAACCAGCAUGGCAGCUCAUGUGUUUGAUGAGGAAGUUGAUAUUGAACAUGACAACGUAACUGAUAUCAUUGAAAAUGCAAAGACAGAAAAUAAGAAUGGAGUGGAGUUCCAGGUGAAGGGCAUAUCUCACACGCUUACCUCAGAUUUGAUUCCCUAG